GGGCUCACCAUCGCCGUCCUGGGAGACAUCAGCGGAGGCCACUUCAACCCUGCUGUGUCCUUGGGCGUGUGGCUGGUCGGUGGGCUGAACAUCACGAUGCUCAUUCCUUACUGGGUCUCCCAGCUCUGCGGAGGGAUGAUAGGAGCCGGCCUGGCAAAGGCCGUGGCAUCGAGCGAGCGGUACGUGAACGCCAGCGGGGGAGCCUUCAGCAGCAUCGCGGCUGACGAGCAGAUCCCCUCCGUCCUCGCGGGUGAGAUCGUCAUGACCGCCUUCCUGGUGCUCGUGGUCUGCAUGGGCGCCGUCAACGGGAAGACCAUGACCCCGCUGGCGCCUUUCUGCAUUGGCUUCCCGGGCACGGCGGGCGAGCCAGUGGGGGGGGGUGGCGUGUCCGGAGCCUGCAUGAAUCCAGCCAGAGCCUUUGGGCCGGCUGUGGUAGCAAACUACUGGGACUACCACUGGGUCUACUGGGUAGGGCCCAUGAUCGCUGCCCUCCUUGUCGGCGGCCUAGUGAGGUAG
Molecule: messenger RNA, 516 nt
Organism: Eurypyga helias (sunbittern)
Lineage: Eukaryota; Metazoa; Chordata; Aves; Eurypygiformes; Eurypygidae
Gene: AQP8
Product: aquaporin 8
Exons: 4
Biological process (GO): water transport; transmembrane transport
Cellular component (GO): plasma membrane
Molecular function (GO): water channel activity
Source: RefSeq, a predicted model, not a curated record